Molecule: messenger RNA, 2316 nt
Organism: Hypoxylon trugodes
Lineage: Eukaryota; Fungi; Ascomycota; Sordariomycetes; Xylariales; Hypoxylaceae
Product: Sec34-like family protein
Exons: 5
Coding region: 1-2316 (771 amino acids)
Biological process (GO): autophagy; intra-Golgi vesicle-mediated transport; Golgi organization
Cellular component (GO): cis-Golgi network; membrane; COG complex
Source: RefSeq, a predicted model, not a curated record
AUGUACGAAGAUUCUUGGUACAACUUCGUGCCGGAUCAUACUCAUAAGAGAAAUCCUUCUAUACCACAAACUUCAGGACAUAGAAGAAGAGAAUCCCUCCUUCAACAACCCAAUGGAAAUAAGCAACCCGAUGUAGUCGAACCACUUGAACAAUUAUUCGAAGAACCCGAAACAUCAAUUGAUCCUCCCGAAGCAACUUUAAGUCGAAGAGCCAAGUCAUACUCCGAUUUCUACCAUGUCGUUCGUGCGCAGCUCUCUAAAGAUGCUGCUGCAAAGAAGAGGAGGAAGAAGACUAAGGACAGGAGUUUAGAUGCGUUGAUGGUAGAUAAACUCGAAAACGAUGUUCAAACCCGAAAUAUACCCCAGUCCGAAUCUCUCGAUACCGAAUUGAUCGAGGCUAGCCAACAGGAAUAUUUACUAUAUCGAGACCAAUUAGAAAUGACUGAACGCCAUCUAGAUACACUUAUAAGCGAUGCGAAUGGGGCCUUGGAUUUAUUGACCUCUUUAGCAGACUCUUUCCGCGCUGUAGAGUCACAAACGUCCUCUUUUCAAGCCCAAUGUGACGAUCUCUUAUCGGAACAGAAGCGAUUACAGAAAUUGGCCGAUGAGGUCGGCACCGAUUUGCAUUAUUAUGCCUACCUCGAUGGUGUUACGAGAAGGUUGAAUGCCCCGGGGGCUAGUCGAUUAGUAAACCACGAUAAUUUCGGCGAGAUUUUAACGAAUCUUGAUGCUUGUAUCGAGUUUAUGAUAAAGCACCCUGACUACCGGGAUGCUGAAUCAUAUCUGGCAAGAUACCAAUCUCUACUCACUAAGGCUCUUCACCUGCUUGAAGUUGGCUUUACUGGUCAUCUGGAGCGGGUCUCUUCGGAAAUAUCGAAACAAAUCGCGGCUACGCAAUCUGAAUCCGCUAGGCAUGCACUUGCUUACGGCCGAUUUGAGGAGACUGUGCUUGAAGUAGAUGGUUUAGUAGCAAAUGCCCAGCGUGUUAUUCGCAGCUGCUAUGAUCAGCUGGGAAACCCGAUUCUUGAACAAAGCUUUGACUACUACUCCAAUACUGCUUUAAAUAUAUUCUCAUCAUAUUCGGAUGUCAGGGAUCGCGAUUUACGUCCCAUGACUCAACAUGAUCUUGAAGUUUUCAAGAAAGACGUCAAGGAAAGUAAUGCAGAAACAGCUUGUCGCAAUUUCAUCAAGCAAUGCUAUGAGCGAUCUUAUGAUGAAGCUAGUUUAUUUGGCAAAAUAUUUUCUAUUGAACCCCAAUACAAUGUUGACCCUCAGUCCGCCUAUGCGGCUUUGAAAACUCACCAAAAAGCAUUGGUCAACGCUGCGAAUAUUGCCCCGGUCGCAACAACAUUACAAUCGGUUCUUCAAACAAGUGAGCUUCAGACAGUCUGUAAUCUUCUCGGAUGGAUUACGAACGAAUAUCUUUUGCUGGAAUACGAUGAAGAGGAAACUCAAUAUUCGAUUCACUGCCAUGAUCUCACUGCGCGAUUGCUUAUUGAGCACCUCUGGCCUUUUACCGAUAGCGCUUUCGACGCUGAAGUAACAAAGUCUAUAUCAAAGGCUCCAAUUCCACCAGAUUCCCUUAAGAUUGCACCAGUCGUAAAUGGUGUCGCAUCAUCCAAUACCCACCCAAUAACGAAGCGCGCCCUUGAACUCUUGGCCAUGUACGAUCAAGCUAUGCCAAAGGAACGAAGUUCGAGCGCGGUUGUCUUUCGAAUUAUUAACCAGACCAUUCUUGCCAUGCAACGUGCCGAGUCUCGUCUGAGGGCUAACAAAGCAGCCAUUCCCGAUCCCGAUCCUGACUUAUUUAUGAUCAAGAACCUUCUUAUUCUCAAAAAUGGGCUGGUAUCACUUGAAAUCGGCGAUGUCAGGUCACAUCCAGCAGCAAUGCAACAUUUUGGCCGGAUUUGGGACGCUCUCAGUCCUCAAAAUUGGCUGGGUCUAUUCCGCGGUGUCCUUGGUGGCUCUUUGUCCCUUGGUCUAUGGUCAUCGGUUGUCGGUACCUCUCCUGCCACAAAUGGCAAGGCAAUACAAGCUAAAGCUCCAGCUCAGCCGGAGCAAGACGCAAACGAGAAGUUGGAUGAAUUAUUGCGGCAAAGCAUUUACGCAUUUACUCAGAGGUGGGGAACACUAACCAACGGAGCUAGAAGUGGUAAACGAGGCGCUAAGAGCUUGGUAACCACCGAAAAAGAGCUCGACGAGAAGCUCCUCAUUGCUUUUGGCGGUCAACCAGAGGUGGUCGCCAAGUUGAAGGAAGCGAUACAAAUCAAUGCCCAAGCUCAGAAAGAGAUUAAAGCCGAGAAAGGGGUAAAAUAA